CAUCGCAUACACUGUACGCCAGUCAUAGACACCAGUCAUGCACUCAUUCACUCAUUAACAGCACUAACGCUAACACAUCACAGCUUUGUCUCCAAUUAAACCAAUUGUUUAGUCAUUUAAUCAUUCAAUUGAUUGUAUUAUAGGUUUGCAUCGAUUGACAAUCCAUUGCCAAUCCAUUCAUUCACAUCCGAUACUCACGAAACAAAUCAAUUGCAAUGUUUUAAUUGAUUAUAUCUUUGAUUAUAAUAAUCAAUAAAUAUUAAUAAUUAAUGAGUGAUUGAAUGGUCAGUGCAUUGAUCAUCAGUGUUGAGGACAACGGCAAAGACCAGUCAUUGACCCCAAGUGUGUCCACAAUAGCCCUCUAUUGAUAGUUUGAUCAACACAUCCGACCAUUGAGUUGUGAUUUUUGAUUACAAUUAAGUAAUCAAUCGAUUGAAUGAUGUUUACGGAAGAGACGCCUAAAGACCUGUCCGCCAAACCUAAUACCGAAGAAACCGAAGAUAAGUCUACCGAAGAGAAAAGCGGCGAAAGUACUCCCGAAACGAGUGGUAAUAAUGGAAGCGAAGACACCAUUGAUUUAAGUGUUAAGAAGAAAACGGAACCGAAAGAUGAACCGAAAGAUGAACCGAAAGAUGAACCGAAAGAUGAACCGAAAGUUGAACCAGAAGUUGACCCAAAAGACGACCCGAAAGAUGAUCCGAAAGUAGAACUGAAAGUAGAACCAAAAGCGGAUGAUUCAGGUGUGGAACCGAUGGAAGUCACGCUCGAUCUGUCAAUGCCUUCCUCUGCAGUCGACUCUUCAACUGAGAAAUCAAAUGCUCAAAACCAAGAUGUGGUCAGCGAUAGGAGUGAAAGCACUUCACCGGUUGAACGCGCGGCGGCCGAUACAGACACUUCUCAUAUCACAAAUGGUAAUCACGUGAACGGAUACACGGCUUCGGACGACUCGGUGUCGAUGAAUGUGGACGAAGAGGUAGAACUUCCGCUAUCACCUCAAGUGAACCGAUUAAGUGCUGAUGAGUUAAGACUAAAGCAGAGGAAAAUGCGUCGAUUGAAGCAGGAGUUGAGGAACGAAGAGAUGAAAUUAGUUUUGCUUAAGAAGUUAAGACAGAGUCAACUCAUGAAAGAGAAUAUUGUAACAAAUAUUGUGACACAACCACCGGUCGCCCCAUCGGCGCCGCCGACGCCACAGCCGCCGGUCAGCCAUCCAGUCGUUAAAAUGAUGACAAAUAAUCACAUGUCUUCGCGUAACGGUUCCGUUGAACGUUCACAUUUGCCGGCACCGACUCAGCCCAACCACACCGGACACGGACACAGCCGUUCAUCGGGUCAUAACAGCAAAGGCCACUCCGUUCUCAACCCUCCCUAUCACCGCAAUUCACACUCAAGUCUAUCUCACGCGCCGUUUCCGCCGCCAUUAGGUUUAGGGCAGAGGAACAACAGUUCCAAUCAUAUGCCGACUGCAGCCCAUUCACAGCCUCACUCACAGCCCCAUUCAAGACCCGGUCCAUUGAGUUCUUUGAAUCGAACUCCAGUUACGACACCACCGAAUGUAGUGCUCGGAUAUCCCGUACAAGACCUGAGGGCUCAACAAAAUCACUCUUCAAAUUCACUCUUGAGUUCUCAUCAAUCGUUUGGCGGUACGGGUUUGGCCACCGGAUCUCCCGGUCCUAUGAGUCACAGUUCGGAAGUGACUCAAACACCCGCUCAAAGACAAGCGGCCGCUAAAUUGGCGCUAAGGAAACAGUUGGAGAAGACUUUACUACAGAUUCCUCCGCCCAAACCUCCGCCGCCGGAAAUGCAUUUCAUACCCAACGCUAAUAAUCAGGAAUUUGUUUAUUACUUGGGUUUGGAAACAGUUGUGGACUUCUUGACCGACAGUCCCAAUCAGAACAAAGCGCCGCCCGAGCCGUUUGAAUGCGUUCAGUGCGGCACUGACUUCACACCCGUCUGGAAAUGGCAGGACAGGAUCGACACCAACAGAGACAGACCCGCCGUUAUUUGCGAGACUUGUGUCACCAGUAAUAUCAAGAAAGCUCUGAAGGCUGAGCACACGAAUCGACUCAAAACCGCGUUCGUCAAGGCUUUACAACAGGAACAAGAGAUCGAACAGAGGAUCGCUUCGGGAGCCACUAGUCCUCCGUUGCCGGCGAUGUCUCCGCCCCAACACAACACGCAGAACAAUAACAACCACAACAACAGCUACAAUGCUAUGAAUGCAAUGAAUCACUCGGUCGGCAGAUCAUCACCUUUGGUGACAUCGAGUCAAUCCCAUUUACCGCAGGCACCGCCCGCCCACUCAUCGAUGCCACGACUGACCGGCUCUGCGGCCAACGCGGCUGCGGCGGCAGCAGCUGUGGCCAGUUCUGCCGCACUGUUGCAGCAAAUGCCUAAACUGUCGGCCGCACAUCAGUCACUAUUCGCAGCACAGGCUCAACAAUUGCAUCAAUUGGCGCAGAGUUUGCCUCAACCACAACCGGCACAUAUGUUGCCAUUCGGGCCACUAUUGGCCGCUCAGGCCUACUCUUACAGUAUGUUAGGCAAGUCGGGAGUGCCGUCCACUGACCUCCACCGCCAGUACUUAUUAGAUAUGAUUCCUCCCCGUUCUCUACCCCAGGGAUCCAUUAACUGGAAGACUUGAUUAUAAUUAUUUCUAAACGCAU
Messenger RNA from Medioppia subpectinata, 2663 nucleotides. The record is from the annotation of a GenBank genome assembly. Lineage: Eukaryota; Metazoa; Arthropoda; Arachnida; Sarcoptiformes; Oppiidae.